Pocillopora verrucosa is the source of this 2438-nucleotide messenger RNA. RefSeq names its product leucine-rich repeat-containing G-protein coupled receptor 4-like. Gene Ontology annotation, cellular component: plasma membrane. The record is from RefSeq and is a predicted model, not a curated record. Gene Ontology annotation, biological process: hormone-mediated signaling pathway; activation of adenylate cyclase activity; adenylate cyclase-activating G protein-coupled receptor signaling pathway. Gene Ontology annotation, molecular function: G protein-coupled peptide receptor activity. Lineage: Eukaryota; Metazoa; Cnidaria; Anthozoa; Scleractinia; Pocilloporidae.
CAAAAAAUCUCUGGUAAUUUUUAAUUUAACAAACCGAAAAGAAUCAGUUUACAGAAUGUGAGAAUAAAGGAGUGGAGUCAGAACUAGUACGUGGCAAUUCAAAAAAUGAUUGAUCGGGUGAUUUUUGCCAUUUUGCCCCUUUUUCACUUGAGAAUGGUAACAGGAGGAUGGCCUGGGAAUAAAACAUUCUGGCAUUCCUGCCCUGCUUACUGUAACUGUUCUUUCAUAGACUACACUGCCAUGGCCAAAUGUGAUUUGCAAAUGAUGGACAAGUGUGAAAAUUUCGUUCUUCCCAACAACAUCAUGAUGUUAGAUUUAUCCAAAAACAAUUUGGUUGAAGUUCCGUCCUGUGUACUGAACAGAAGUAAAAGUAUCUCCUCUUUGAUUCUUUUAGGAAAUAAUAUUGGUGUCAUUGAAGAAGGAACCUUUCCAAUUAUGCCAAAUCUUCUACGCUUAGACUUGUCCUUUAAUGACCUCCGCGAAUGGAGAGGAGAUAUCGCUAACACCCUUCCCUCCCUACAGACAGUAGAAUUCACAGGAAACCAUUUAUACUUCCCAGACAAGAAUCUUUUUGAAGUUCACAACCUUAAAGAAAUUAGAGGGAUCACGUGGAAUAUUAAUUGCGCUAACUGCACAUUGAUUAACACUAAAAUACUUGUCAGUUCAAAUGAAAGUGACCUGGCGUGCAUAGUGACAUCAGAGAAGUAUGUUUUUCCGGAAGAGAUUGAAUAUGGAAGGUCACUUCUCUUCGUAAAACGAGGGUUUUCACCACAAUGCUUAUGUGAGUCAGACAAUUGCGUCGCGGAAGAUAUUUACUUGCCUUAUGAUCUCACACUCAACACGUUACCAAGAAAGUUAUUUUACACUGAGUACAUUCUAGGUGCCAUUGCAAUAAUCUUAAACCUUGUCGUCAUGUUUAUUUCGUUCGGAUGCCGUUCGCUUCGCACUAGCACUUCCUUCAUUUUGCUAGGAAAUAUCAGUGUUUGUGACAUCUUUAUGGGUGUUUACUCAGUCUUAAUAGCCAGAUACACCGUAUAUGAAUUUAUAGUUAACGCAGGCAACUACCCUAGGAUGGACGUAUUUGUUAAUGAUUACUGUACCAUAAUGGGAGUUAUUUUCACGACGGCUCAAAUAGUCUCAGUUUCAAGCUCUCUUUUGGCAACGGUGGAGCGUUAUUUAUCGAUAGUGCAUUGCAUGAAUCCGGGAGUAAGGUUGAGAAAGACCACUGCACUUAAGUGUGUGACGGGAAUAUGGUGUGCUGCGAUCGCCUACUCGCUUCUGCCGGUUUUCCAAGUUGGUGGUUUGAGAUAUCAUGGCGAAUUCACAUGCAUGAUGCCAUUUGUGAACGGGCCUGAUCAACAGGACACGUCAGAGGCUGGCCUCGCUGUUGCUGCCCUGCUUGUUUUGUUUUAUGUCAUUUGCAUUGCUUUAUACUUUCACAUCUUUCUCCAUGUUAGAAAAGCAGGCAUGAGUGCCGGUGUAAAGCGAAAGGCUACCUUGGCUAAGAACAUUUCAAUAAUGGUUUUUACAAACUUCAUAUUCUUCAUAUCACCAAUGGUAUGCACUUUACUGUUUGUGUACAGGUCUGAACAACUCUUCAAAGCUUUCAGUAUAAGCACUUUACGAAGCCUUAAAACCUAUUUUAUCAUGCUCUCCUGGGCUCCAGUUGUGUUUAUCAGCUUCAAUUCUUGCUUAAACCCUUGCCUGUGUGCAUUCAGACAUCCAAAAUUCCGAAAAGAGAUUAAAGUUUAUGUUGAGAAGCUUCAGUGCUCUUUUUUGCGACGAUCUCAGCACAAUUUGCCCCAGGUAUGGACGCUUACAGCUGCGGAACGACUGGAACUUACCUCAACAAAUGUUAUUGUUGGAAAUGACAAUGUUAGCUGUGAGACUUAUAGAUCACUGGAAACUUUGAACUGAACCUGAAGCGGAUGGAGAUUUUCCUUAACUGCCUCAAGCAUCGUUUGUGACCACUGACGUGAAAUAUGUUUCGUUUAUUUCACAGGAGUUAAUUUUAACAGUUGUUUAUUUGUUAUGGAGCACUUAGCAUCUUGAUGUUUUGAUGCUUUUGAAAUUAAUUAGUUUAGUUCAUGAUGAUGACAGUCACACAGUAAAGUAUUUUUUAACAUUUCGGCCAUAGUUAUUGGGGAUAUCCACCUGAUUACGACGGGGAACUGUAAUAUUCUCACUCAAACAUGCUUGAUAGAGAAAUGCAUAAUAAGUGUUCUUCAAACCUUAAAACACUGAGGGCAAACACUGAGGGGUAGGCUUUAUUGCAAGUAUCAUUUUGGUGUGGAUUGACCAUCUGCUGAGACAUGCAUUGUUUCCCCACAAACAACUUUAUAGAGUUGUAGGAAUAUGACCACUUCCUAGGGGUUUUUGACACAAUUUUUGAUUUCUAGAGAAGAACUUGAUCUGUAUGAUUAGUAUAAACUGUUUCA